AUGAGGAAGAGCCGAAGAUCUAGACAGGAGCCAGCAAAAAACCUUUCGCAUUUGGCGUCGCAGAUCCCCUACGUGAGUCCGGAGUGCGCAAGCUGGGGGUUUUAUCUUAUUCUGCAGCAGGGAUUUGGGAUCAGUCUCUUUGGAUUGUCCGGUGAGUUUAGAGUAUGGAAUCUGAUGGCGGACGCGAACCGAUCCGGUCUGCCGCGGCGGAAGAGGAGGUGCUGAAGAGGAAGAAUACUGAUUGCGUCUACUUCUUGGCUUCGCCAUUGACCUGCAAGAAGGGGAGUGAAUGUGAUUAUCGCCACAGUGAGGGUGCCAGAGUAAACCCCAGGGAUUGCUGGUAUUGGCUAAAUGGGGACUGCCUCAAUCCAAAAUGUUCCUUCCGCCAUCCGCCACUUGAUUUCAUGUUCGCAACGCCAAUGGCUAACUCAGGACCAACUCCACCACCAAGUCAGACCCCAGCAUCAGCAUUAACCCAAGCUGCCCGGACCCCUAAUAACAGCAGUAAACAAAGUGUUCCUUGCUACUAUUUUCAGUGGGGACAGUGUUUAAAAGGAGAAAGAUGCCCAUUCAUGCAUGAACCACAGCCUUCUAUCAACUUUGUUUCACAGCAGUUGUCAGCAAAGUCUUUGACAUUUUCUUCUGAAUCACGUCAAACAAAUGAGAAAAAGGCACAGAACAUAACUAAACAACAAAAUGUUGCUGAAAUCAGUUUUGAUAAUCCAAAGGUGUUUAUCAACAAGCAUGUUGGUGUGUUGCCUACAACUGCAAAAUUUGUUACUAAAGCUGGAAAUGUUUCGAGGCUUGAACUGUCUGAAAAUAAAACAUUUCAACGUUCGUCAGACAAUGAUCCUCCUCCCCUACCACAGAAUGGCGUAGUUAGUGAUAGCUACUUGCAAAGCCAAUCAUGGGGUCAGCAGGUGCAACACCCAGAUGACAAAACAGAUAAUGGUAAUAAGGAUGCUGAUGAGUUAUUACUGGAACAUUCUCCUGGUUUUGAUGUACUAGUAGAUGAUGAUAUUGAAGAUCCUGACUAUCAUGACAGCGAAGAUAAUUUCAGAAGAGUGUCUGCUCAUGGUUGUCAAAAUAUGGAAGCUGAAGAUGAAUACGAAUAUCACCAGAGUGAUUAUGAAACAAGGGCAGAGAUUGAAACUGAUUUACACAAUGAUAUUGGCCAAUAUGACAACUAUGGGCAGCUAUAUAGCAGAUAUGACCGGGAAUCAAAGACUUCUCACAGAAUUUUGGAAAGAUCACCAUCCCUUGAAAGAAGAGUAUUUGAUAGAGCUAUCCCCCCAGAGAUGGCAAUGGAUGGGUCAGAUUUGCGCUAUCAAUUGAUGAAACGGAGAAGGAUCAAUGAUUCAAGAUCUACCAGUAAUCAUGGUGUUCAUAGCCAGCACUACCGAAAAGAUGAACAGGAGAGACAUUAUGGUCGUCAUGCCCGAAAUAACACAAAAUUUACUUCUGAGAAGUCCAUCAGCAGUCGUCUGCAAGGCCGCAUUGCAUUUCCUGGGAGAACAACAUCAGAGCAAGAGAGGGGAAGGAGACCUCAGAGCAGAUUAUCACCAGUAACGCGAAUAAAUUACCAGUCAAGGGAUCCAGAAAGAACAAGACUGCUACCAAGUAAGGAAUUCAGCAAAGAUGAAAAGACUCGUAGAAACAGAAUACACCUCAGAGAUGGCACAGAGUCUUUAGAUUUUGCCAGCCCAAAGUCUCUUUCAGUGCUAAAAGGUAUAAAGAACAACAAAAAUAUUCAUGAUACUAGUUCUAAUCUUACAUUGAAUAAUGUCAAGUCCAAAAAGGUAGAGGGGGUUUAUAAAUCAGAAAAUCCUCCAUUUGAGGGUCCAUUGCCACUUGGUGCCAUCCUAAAGAGGAAAAGGGAGUCGACAUAUGCAGAGAAUAAAUUGUCUACUGGCCUACAUGAAAACAAUCAAGCUGGCGGAGGCCCUGCUAUCAAUGAAUCAGUUCCUCAACUAGAAGCCAGAAAUGGAGGCAGUUUCACGAUUGGUAGCCCUGAAGAGGAAGAAGUGAUCCCAACAGAAGAUGACCUAACAUAUGAUGCGGAAUCCCCAACUAAAGCUGAUGCCAUCGAAACUGAAGAUGGUAUGACAUUGGAGCAUGAGGAAGUGGAAGAGCUGGAAAAUUAUGACAGGCAAGAUGGUGAUUUUGAUUAUGAAUCAGGAGAGUAUAAAGUGGAUGAUGAAAACACAAUCCAAUCAGACGAAGCUGAUCUAGAUGACGACGACGACUUUGCUAGAAAGAUUAGUGUCAUGCUAUCUUAAAUGAAGACGGAGGAUGCUUUCUUAGCUUGCUGUUUCCAAAGAGGCCUCGCUCAAUCUUUGCGCAUGUCAUAAAACAACGACACAUUAAACUUCCGAAGUAAAAAAUGGAAAGCCAUUUCCUUUCUCAGUCUUCACACUGAAAAGAGGCCGCAGAUGGAAGGCUGGUUUGGGUGAUUUAAUUUUGUCAAGUUUGAUGUUGCUUAGCUGACCUUCGGUAACAUAUUUCUGAGUCUGCAAAAUGGUCUACUAAUGAAGAUUAACCCACGUGGGUUUAUUUAACAGCCUUAUUUGAUGUGUGUGUUCGUAUGGGUAAACAUAUGCUGAGGGUCAUUCGCUUUUAUUACGAAUGUAUUGCUCUCUUGGCAGACUAAUAAGGGAGAGUUUGGUCUCGGAGGUUCGUCUCAAUUGCAAUUUUCUUAUGAACCUUCAUUUGUUUUGAUUUGCACCAAGUGAUGUUUAACAGGGAUUUGGUGACUUGAGAAAGUAGAUUAUAUAGCAUGUGAUCCAUAAAUGGUUAUUGCCAAACCCCUAUAUUGUGGUGUGAUCCUUAAAGAUAUUGUGGCUAUCAUUGCUAGGAGUAUGCUAAAUACAAACGUGUAAUUCAAUCAUCACAAGCAACUUGACAUCCAUAAAUUCAUGUAUAUGUAUAUAUUUAUAUAUUUUAUCACAACUUGGCUUUUGCAC
This is a messenger RNA of Zingiber officinale, 2963 nucleotides long. RefSeq names its product zinc finger CCCH domain-containing protein 32-like. The transcript is spliced from 4 exons. NCBI's taxonomy places the organism in Eukaryota, Viridiplantae, Streptophyta, Magnoliopsida, Zingiberales, Zingiberaceae. The record is from RefSeq and is a predicted model, not a curated record. Gene Ontology annotation, molecular function: metal ion binding. The coding region runs from base 165 to 2279 and encodes 704 amino acids.